AUGAGCAACCUCAUCUCUGCGGUCUCUUGGGUUCGCAGGGGUGUAGCCGAGCAACACCCCUCAAAAUAUGUCCUCGAUGACAAGGAACUCGAACGUGUAAGCACCUUGGCCCGGAUAGAACUGGAAGAUGCGAAGCUAGAGCUGGAAAGGGCGCAUGAAGCUGCGAAAGGGAUGGGGAAGGGAGCUGAGGGGGAUGAAGGGGACGACGUGGUAGACGACGAUGGCGACGACGCUUGGGUUGACGAUGAGGAUUCGGAGGGCAAAGAAUCAGAGGGCAAGGACGAUGCGAUGGAUGUCGAUGGCGAACCGAACACGCAACCAAAAAAUGAUCCAGAUGAUCUAUCUGCGUACAAACUAGACGAAUACGACGACGAUACACAUUCUUCCAAUCCAGGACCAUUCAGCAAUAUAAAAGGCCUCACGUACUACAAGGACAACGAAGAGGACCCGUACAUAACCCUCAAAGACGAUCCGGAGGACGAAAGGGAAGAACUGGAGAUCUACCCUACUGACAACCUCCUAGUCGUCGCUAAAACCGAAGACGAGAUAUCCCAACUAGAGAUCUACGUUUACGACGAGUCCCAAGAUAAUCUAUAUACCCACCACGAUCUCAUGUUGCCCAAUUUCCCGCUAUGCCUUGAAUGGCUCGACUUCUCUCCCGCACCGAUAUCUACUCCUUCACACACCGCACCGAAAGCAAAUGAGUUGCGACAGAUGGGCAACUACAUUGCUGUCGGCACCCUCGAUCCUGAAAUAGAGAUUUGGUCGCUGGAUGUUGUUGACCCCAUGUACCCCGACUCCAUACUUGGUCGUCCAGACAAGACUGCCGCCCACAUUCCCGUACCUCUUGGAACCGGAAAAAAGAAAAAGAAGAAGACCAAGCACCGCGCUGCCUCUUCAGCAUAUCACGUAGGUGCAGUCCUGAGCUUAUCGUGGAACAAAACGCACAGAAAUAUGCUAGCCAGUGCUUCCGCCGAUCGAACGGUGAAGCUCUGGGAUUUGAGCAGGGAUCCUACUAUUUCCGGAGAGGGUGGAGGUGCUAUUCGAAGUUUUGAUGAUGUGCACAAAGAUACGGUGCAAUCGGUGCAAUGGAACGACAAGGAGCCAACGGUGUUGCUAACUGGGAGCUAUGAUCGUACCGUGCGGACGUUCGACUCUCGCGCGCCAGGUGCUGGUGUGGGUGCUGUCGUUGGGUCUGAUGUAGAGGCUCUGCGUUGGGAUCCUUGGGAAGCACAUGGUUUCUACGUUUCCCUGGAGAACGGUCUUGUAUUGAACUUCGACGCGCGGACACUACCGUCUAACCUCAACGAUCCGUCCCCUGCGCGUUUUACACUGAGUGCACACGAUGGUGCCGCGUCUGCACUGGACGUCAACCCACACAUCCGAGGGUGCAUAGUCACUGGCGGUGCUGAUAAAAUGGUGAAAGUCUGGAAUGUCAUCGAUGCCGAAGAUGACGGUGGUAAGCGAAGUGUUAGCUUGGUUACUUCACGAGAUCUCGGUGUGGGCAAGGUGUUCUCAACAGUUUUCUCUCCCGAUGACCCCCUGACUCUCGCAGCGGGUGGUUCGAAAGCUAAGCUCCAGCUCUGGGAUGUGGGCGCGAAUUUCGGUGCCAGGAAGGCCUUUGGGGCUAAAUUGAAGGCCGCGGCAUCGGCUUUGGCGGCGGCGGCGGCGUCGUCGUCCCCAACGGUGUCCGGGCCUUCGUCCCCCAAUACGGCGACACUACGGUCGAUGUAUAACCGCGCCGCAAAAGCCUUUCUGAACCGAGAUAUUUCACUUACCAACUCCUUGCUGCACUCAGCGUUUUCAUUAAUAUCUUCACCACCCACCUCACCGUCGUCGAAGGCGGACCCCCUCGAUGGUCAGCGACGGAAAUGGGAUAUCCUGCGUAUAACAAUGGAGACAACAUUGUACGCUUCACCCCGCAACCCCACAGACCCCAUACCCCAGGAUCUCCGUGAAUUGUUAAUUCAAACACCCCACUCGCUCGUUCAGUCAAUGUACGCCCGCUCGCUAGAACUAUUUACGCCGGCAAUGGACGGACAGCACAAAAGGGACUCGGCAUAUUUGCCGUCUCAAGUUCUCGUUACUUUAAUUUAUUCAACUCUGAAAUUGGAUUGCCCGGAUGUUGGAAGGAAAUUCAUUGAGGAAUGGCUUGCCCGAUGGGGUCUUAUCGGAUUGGACACCAACGAGGAUGGAGGGUACGACAAAGUCAUAGAACUGUAUUGUUUACAGGUAUUGCCCAAAGUCCAGGAUUGGGCAUACGCAAGAGAGUUCCUUGACUAUGAAACCCAGCUUGCGAAGGAGAAACGAGAGGCUCUGAAGACAUCCCUUCACGCGCUGCACGAGCAAUAUUUGAAAUCACUGGCUCCUCCAGAACCUGUCCCCCUCAAACCGACGGCGAACGGAUCAGCUACUCCAAAUGGAAAUGGGCAUGCUAACAAGCGAUCGCAUUCACCAGCACCGUCCGCAGCAUCGACUUCUUCGUCCCUCUCUACCACAUCUACUCACACAGCUGUGCCGUCAACGCCUCGUGACCUAAGAAACGGCCGCCCGGCCCUCCAGAGGCAACGGAACGGCUCGUCAGCAUCCCUUUCGUCCACGGACUCGACAGCGACAGCGACCCCGCGUAGUCAGCAACGACGUAGCUCAUCGCGUCGAAGUCCAUCACAUCAUAGUAGCUCGCACCGCUCCAGCGUCUCGGCUGUUCUUCCCUUUCGUUCACACAUUCAAACACAACAGCCGGUCGCGGUCCGUCCACCCAGCGCGUAUUCCCUCAUCAAAGCGUUCCUCCAACCGUAUUUCACCACGUCGAAAUUCACCACGUUCUUUGUUCUAUUCAUCAUCUUCCCUUUGGUGUCGUUGUUUUUCCGAGUGAGAGGGCGGCGGAAAUUGGUUGGCCCAGGAUCGAGGGCUAGCGCUGGGAUCGCUACGGCGGACCUCGUACGAAAAAGAUUACAGGCCGCGGAAGGCGCGGGGAUGGUAGGAAGAGUAUGGGGAGAAGUCGUAAGGGCAGUUCUCGAUACUGUGAAGAUGGGCGGCAGUGGGCUAGUAUAG
Molecule: messenger RNA, 3054 nt
Organism: Pleurotus ostreatus (oyster mushroom)
Lineage: Eukaryota; Fungi; Basidiomycota; Agaricomycetes; Agaricales; Pleurotaceae
Exons: 8
Coding region: 1-3054 (1017 amino acids)
Biological process (GO): rRNA processing
Cellular component (GO): nucleus
Molecular function (GO): protein binding
Source: RefSeq, a predicted model, not a curated record